AUGUAUGGUCCACCUCUCCUGAGGGAUACUUUUGAAAGACAUGUACCUCAGGGAGAGGUGGAACAUAGAUCCUACCCAUGUCCUACUCGUAUCCUUCUGCCUUGUGGCUUUGGCCAUGGGACGCCAAGCUACGAGGAGGGGAGGCCAUUCGACUACUCCUACGUCGUCAAGGACAACUACCAAAACCUCGACUUCGGUCACAAGUCCACCUCCGACGGGAAGGUGGUGACCGGCGACUACCACGUCCUCCUCCCCGACGGUCGCAAUCAGACCGUCGUUUACACCGCCGACGGCUACAACGGCUACCAGGCGCAGGUCGCUUACCAUGGAGUAGCCAAUUACCCUGAAGCCAAGCCCUAUGCCCCUGCCCCAUCCUACGGCGCCACUAGACCCACUUACAAAGCACCUGCCCCAGUCUAUGGAACCCCAGCUCCAACUUACGAGGAACCCCAAACUCUCUAUGGCGCUCCCGAAUACUGA
Molecule: messenger RNA, 480 nt
Organism: Macrobrachium nipponense
Lineage: Eukaryota; Metazoa; Arthropoda; Malacostraca; Decapoda; Palaemonidae
Product: cuticle protein 7-like
Exons: 3
Coding region: 1-480 (159 amino acids)
Cellular component (GO): extracellular matrix
Source: RefSeq, a predicted model, not a curated record